UCUGAGUAAGUACGAGAACGAACGGUUGAUAACUUCUUGAGUUGAAAGUAACAUGCAUGACCGUAGCCUCGACCUACUGAGUUUUCAUUUCAGUGCAUCGUGCUUACGGCGCGCGUUUUUUGUUAUUAUCAAGAACUGUGCAACAUUAAAUAUGCUACUUUAUUACCUUCAUAUCACAGUCGUAGUUUUCCCCCCCGAACCAGAAUCUCCCAGUAUUAUUAACGGUGAAAAAUGCUUGCCAUACGCGUACUUCCCAUCCCUUUAUCAGCUGUUUCACUGCGCCCUGUCCCGGGGGGUUGACCUCGUCAAACGGCGCAUAACAACUUGUCCAUCACAGCAUACCACCCAGAGUCUAACUCGGGCUCGAGUUCGUUAUGCUGCCGAACGGGAGAGGUGUCAGCAUAAUUCAAUUACAGCGUGACACCCGGGAGACACCCGGCAAACCGUCCUAAUCACUAUCACUGCUUCCGUCUGUUUGCGGAGCAAUCAUGCGUUAAAUUAUUCUAGUCGAUAGCCUCAAAUUAAGACGGGGGUUAAUUGGUUCGCUUGAAUGCCAUUCGCUCUUCCCGCUGGUCGGAACCGAUAACCUCCGCAGCCGGCAAUGCUUAUCACGGAAUCGGUUUCCAAAAGUGGUAAAAAAGCACUGUUGGCCGCCAUAUCCACCGACACUGCACUGCCUCCGAAUAUGUUUGAACAGUUUAACAACACAGCAUUUAAGCACUUGGCUGUUAGCUGCUAUCGGUGCUCAUAUAUUUAUCAGUUCUUAUCUGAAGCGUCGUGCCCCGUUUCGUUUGCCUUGCCUUAUCCUUGAUCAAACUCGGAACGAUAGGAAGUCUAUUUUAAAAGAAGCUACUAGCCAAAGCGGCCACUGGGUAAAUGUUUUCAUCAAACCUUUUUUAAAGCUAGAAAAUAUCCCAUUUAAUGAACGAAUUGGAAACACCAUCCCUUAAGAAGCUCUCUGGCGCGUGCCAGUUGCCACAUGAACGGGCGCGACAAAAGUGGUCAUAGAACGGGGUGAAGUAAGUGGCCGCCAUCAUCGCGUACACCAUCGCUUAAAAAAACAAACACACUUCGCGUAUCGCAAACUGUACACAACACAAACCAUCCGCGGGAAUGCACGCGACCUCCCGCCCGUCACAGCCUACUACUGGCGCCCGACCACGCUUGCCGGAUCCUCGUGUUAUCUACAUGCGGAGCUAAACUACCCCUAGAUCGAUCAGUCGCUACCAUUCCCUCCGUACGAUAGGACGCGCAGUCGGGACCCUUUUGCCUGAGAGCUGUGUUGUGUUUGCGCGCUUUCGAGAGACAGAGAGACCAAUAUUCCGGUUCAAACUCACCCUUCAGCGGUUAUUGAAAACUUGCUGAAACCGGCAUCCUAGUGAAAGUAUUUCCCCCUUUUCCGUAGUACCGAUCCCGUGUGUGUAUCUUUUGUUGUGUUUUGUUAAACAUUAUUCAAUUGAUUCGGCAGAAGCAUGGCUAGCAAAAUGAAGAAAGAGAAAGUUGCGAUCAUUGGAAGCGGUCUUAUAGGACGUUCCUGGGCGAUGCUGUUUGCCGGCGUCGGCUAUCAGGUGACGAUUUACGAUAUCAUCCCCGAGAUCGUGGAGAAAGCGCUGAAGGAAACGAAGCUGGAGCUGGAAAGCGUUGAAAAGCAGGGAACCAUUCGUGGUACGCUGAGCGCGGCCGAACAGUUUGCCUGCAUUCGUGGUACGGACAAUCUGAAGGAUGCCGUGACGGAUGCCAUCUACGUGCAGGAAUGUGUCCCCGAGCGGCUGGACAUUAAGAAGAAGCUGUACGGGGAGUUGGAUGGGUUGGUUGGACCGAACACGAUCCUGGCCAGCUCGACGAGCACGUUUAUGCCGUCGCUGUUCAGCGAAGAUUUGAAGCAUCGGGCACAGGUCCUGGUAGCUCAUCCAGUUAACCCACCGUACUACGUGCCGCUGGUUGAGAUCGUUCCGGCCCCGUGGACCAAACCGGAGUACACCACGAAAGCACGCGAACUGAUGACGGAAAUCGGCCAGAAGCCGGUCACGCUAUCGCGCCAAAUCGAAGGCUUUGCGCUGAAUCGCAUUCAGUACGCGAUCCUGAACGAAACCUGGCGCCUCGUGGCGGACGGUAUACUUAGCGUGAAGGACAUCGAUGUGGUGAUGUCGGAGGGAUUGGGCAUGCGGUACGCUUUCCUCGGUCCGCUCGAAACGGCACACCUGAAUGCGGAAGGCAUGCUUAACUAUUGCGAUCGUUACUGCAACACGAUCUACGCGGUCAGCGAAACGAUGGGCCCGACGCCGCGCAUGGAGGGCAAGGUGGCAGAGCAGGUGGCCAAGGAGAUGGAGGAGAUGGUACCGAUCGAUAAGCUGCCGGAGAGACGGGCGUGGCGCGAUGCCUGCUUGACGAAGCUGGCACAGCUGAAGAAGACAAUUUAAGCUUAAACGAAUGCUUUUAUAAUUUUGACCUUUUCUUAUGCAUAGAAAGUAUGCAGCAAUAAAACAAAUUUUAAUUUAAUCCAA
Messenger RNA from Anopheles gambiae (African malaria mosquito), 2504 nucleotides. RefSeq names its product lambda-crystallin homolog (gene Had1). Gene Ontology annotation, biological process: fatty acid metabolic process. The coding region runs from base 1473 to 2420 and encodes 315 amino acids. Gene Ontology annotation, molecular function: NAD+ binding; oxidoreductase activity, acting on the CH-OH group of donors, NAD or NADP as acceptor. The transcript is spliced from 4 exons. NCBI's taxonomy places the organism in Eukaryota, Metazoa, Arthropoda, Insecta, Diptera, Culicidae. The record is from RefSeq and is a predicted model, not a curated record.